UCUGAACCUUGCAUCGCACGAUCCAGGUUUGGUUUCCCUUCUAAAUAGAAUGUUCUUUUAUCCCUGUACCUAUGACGCCGAGGUUUUCUACGUGAGCCGGGGGGAUGCAUGCCCAUAGACCGAGCCAUAGACCAAAAAAAAGACUCUUGAAAUUUUAUUAGCCUGCAAUUAUUCCCAACAUAAUCGAAGAUUCAACAAUCGCCGACGCGAUUUUCUUCUUUUUUCUUUUCUCCACCGACUCUUAUUUAUUUAUUUGCUAAUAAUUAAGAAAAUAAGAAGAAUAACAUCAUGUCUUUAUUGUUCGGUUACUCAUAGGAUCAAUCGAUUUUAUUACAGUAAAAUAUUAAAGACUUACCGCUACAAAUGAGUGUAAUCACGCUACCAUGAAAUGCCCUUCGAUCAAUUCGCUUGGCCGACUUGCCAGCAACCGAUCAUGGACUUGUUCGAACUGCCGCACCCAAUUACUUUUAGCCCACGUUAGAACGACACAGCGUUCCAUUGCGAGACAAUAUGCGACUAAAUCGUCAGGUUACUCGAAGCGAACAACGAAACCUCCAAGGACACGAGUCACUAUAUUGACUGCAGCGGCAACUGCUGCUACAGGGGCUGGGGUUCUGGCUUUCACGGAUGAAAUAAAAUAUGGUUAUGAGACUACGGAACGAACAGGAAGAGUCGCUGCCGCUCUAGCAAUAUGUAUCAAUGAUUAUCGAACAACACUAAACCAGCGAGAUCAGACCGAAGAUCCCAAAGAAAAGGAGUCACUUUUAGAGUCAUGUCAUAAGAGAUGUGCGAAACGAACACUUAAAGUCCUCGAGAAAAAUGGAGGUAUAUUUAUUAAGCUAGGACAACAUUUGAGUGCUAUGACAUAUUUACUCCCACGCGAGUGGACCGAUACGUUUAUACCGCUACAAGACAAGUGCCCCGUGUCUUCAUUCGAGUCGAUUGAGCAAAUGUUUCGAUUUGAUACGGGCGAAGAAUUAAAAGAUUACUUUUCGGAAUUUUCUGAACAACCGAUAGGGGCUGCUUCUCUAGCACAGGUACAUUUGGCAACGGUAAAGGAGACCGGUCGAAAGGUUGCUGUCAAAGUCCAGCAUCCUGUGUUGGCGCAAUGGACACCUCUUGACCUAGCAUUAACGAAAUUCACGUUUUCGACGUUGAAACGAUUCUUCCCAGAGUAUGAUCUGGAGUGGCUAUCAUCCGAAAUGGAAGUUUCCUUACCGCAGGAACUUGACUUUCAGCUUGAAGCCGCCAACGCAAUCCGUACACAGGAAUACUUCUCACAAAUCCCCGAGUUACCCCUCGUAAUUCCUGAAGUACUAUGGGCAAAAAAGCGAAUUUUAGUGAUGGCCAACGAGUCCGGCCACCGACUCGAUGACCUCGAGUACCUUGACUCAAACCACAUCGACCGGGAUGAGGUUUCAGCGACCCUUGCCCGGACCUUCAAUGAGAUGAUCUUCGGCAAGAACGCUCCCCUACACUGUGACCCGCAUGGCGGCAACCUGGCCAUCCGGAAGGCAUCCCGCCGUCGCCCCGGUGGCGCCAAUUUUGAAAUCAUCAUCUACGACCACGGUUUAUACCGGGAUAUACCCGAGGACCUCCAGCGGUCGUAUGCGAAGAUGUGGCUCGCGGUCAUCGACGGCGACAUGACCGCCAUGAAACAAUACGCGCAUGAGGUCGCGGGUAUAAAUGACGAACAAUUCCCACUCUUUGCGAGCGCGAUCACUGGACGGGAUUUCACCACCGUACGAACAUCGGUCCUAACAGAGCGAUCCGAGGAAGAAAAGAAGUCGAUGGGAGAUGCGUUGCAGGAGGGUCUGUUAUCAGAUCUAGUUACGAUGCUGGGACAGGUUCCAAGGAUUAUACUGCUUAUUCUUAAAACCAACGAUUUGACAAGAAGUCUGGAUGAGAAUUUACAUACACGCCAAGGACCUGUGAGGAGUUUCAUGAUUCUGGCGAGGUACUGUGCGCGUACGGUUCUAAGGGAGCAGGUCGAAGAAAUACGAGCCCGUCCCGGAAGUCUACUGAGACCCGGCAAUGCGCUUAGGUUUAUCGCCGCGUGGGUGGGCUUCCUAAGAGUUGAAAUUAAGCUGGAGGCCUUUGAGCUCUGGCUUAGUGUUAAGAGGAUGGUCGGGCUUAAUACAGGGAGUUAUGGAAGUGCUGUCGCAUUAAAUGCAUGAAGCAAAUUUCACCCCUAUUAUGGGUUGAUUCGCCUAUUAUGGCUGUAGACGUUGAUGUUUGCGAGGAGUUGAGGUGGAAGCGAGUUGGCAUGAAAAGACACGAAGUGAGAUGAUAUACCUACUCCUACGUUAUUAGAUAGACCAUACAUGCAUGUAACAUGUGCAUUAGGCGGCGUCAAUGGAUAAGUACCCCUAGCUAGUUGACUACAUAGCUUAAUAGGACUAUUCAGAGUAAUACAGGUGCGCAUUUGGUUUAU
This is a messenger RNA of Hypoxylon trugodes, 2434 nucleotides long. Its product is annotated as ABC1-domain-containing protein. The record is from RefSeq and is a predicted model, not a curated record. Lineage: Eukaryota; Fungi; Ascomycota; Sordariomycetes; Xylariales; Hypoxylaceae. Gene Ontology annotation, cellular component: mitochondrial inner membrane. The transcript is spliced from 3 exons. Gene Ontology annotation, biological process: lipid homeostasis; mitochondrion organization. Bases 384 to 2177 code for a protein of 597 amino acids.